AUUCAGUUACUCCAGUUCCUUGAUCUGUCUUUUAAUUUCGCUAUCACUUCGAAUUAGAGGUUAUGGCGUUGGCGUGCUGUGUCCCUGGUUCAGAGUCGGCUAUCUGUCUGUUGCACAAGAGCCGGAGUUUAAAUGAUGUUUCUGGUGCUUUGAGAGAAAUACUGGGUCGCCAAACAAUUAAGCUCAUAUUCGGGAUUUGUUUCAAUAGACGUCAGGGAAGGACAGUGACGGAGAACAACUUUCAUUUCAUCGACGUUCACAAUAAAAAUAAAAACAAUUAUGAAAAGGUCAUAGGUAUUGUUGGCACAACUUUAAAUAACAUCAAUGGCGCGCGUCAGUCAAUAUACGUCUUCGGCUUUGGGGACGCGUUAACAAAUCACACAGACCUCUUAAAAUUUAUAACGGAACCCUGCAAUGGAGUUGAGGAAGCAAUUAGUGAGUACAGACGUUUUGCGAUGGCUGCACGAUCCACAGAAAGGGUAUCAUACGGGCCCAUCAUUCGUAAGGCUACCUAUAUGGCAAGUCAAAACCGUGACCAGCACCAUGUGCUGGUUAUAGUUGCCAGUGAACCGGUGACAAGGAGCUUUGAUACCAAGCAUGGCAAGCUAAGCCCCGACGAGGAAGACACUCACAAAGCAAUUAAGGAUGCAAAGAUGUUCCGCUUGUCAAUUAUUCUAGUCGGCAUUGGGGAGACAAAUGCCAGCAUGAAGAACGGACUGGGGAACUCUGAUUGCUGUAGCCACAACAAUUUCACGUUUGUGGACUACACGCAAAUCAUGAAAAACACGCCCGUUAUUGGGAGAGAUAAAGAGACAGAUUUUUGUCUUGCAGUCAUUGAGAAUCUCCCUGGGCAGAUUAGACAGGGUAUUGAGAGACCGGCGAGAGCUAACGUGACUGCAGCCGAAGUACUUCCCUCCAUUGUUUAUAUACCACCCUUAAUUGACAACUUGGCGCAACAGUAG
Papaver somniferum (opium poppy) is the source of this 962-nucleotide messenger RNA. Its product is annotated as E3 ubiquitin-protein ligase RGLG1-like. NCBI's taxonomy places the organism in Eukaryota, Viridiplantae, Streptophyta, Magnoliopsida, Ranunculales, Papaveraceae. The coding region runs from base 63 to 962 and encodes 299 amino acids. The record is from RefSeq and is a predicted model, not a curated record. The transcript is spliced from 9 exons.